This is a messenger RNA of Rhagoletis zephyria (snowberry fruit fly), 3916 nucleotides long. RefSeq lists its product as uncharacterized. The record is from RefSeq and is a predicted model, not a curated record. Lineage: Eukaryota; Metazoa; Arthropoda; Insecta; Diptera; Tephritidae.
UUGAGUGACAUUUUCGGAACGAAUUACCGCGUACCACAUACGGCUAAAUCAAUUACAAUUAUAUUAGCGCCAAAUACACAUUUCCGCUUGGAAAGGGAUUUAUUCGUGAAUAAUUCACGCAUGAAUAGAUUCAGUAUUUUUGGUUCACAUCGAGAUGGCGAACAAGUGGAAAUCACAACAGGCGCUUUUCCAGGUGGUGAUGGCAUCAUUGGACCCUAUCCAGAAAUUUUGAUGCAGGAUGUGUUUUCGGUGGUGGUGCGAGAGCGAGCAUUUUUAGGCAAUAAAAAAUUCACUGUGCGCAAUAGCAACGACUUGAUUUUAUACUCGAAUGCUUUCAAGAGAGCCGAAAUCAACGGACGAUUUGUGGGUGUAGCCGAUUUGCGUAUAGAGGAGAAAGCUUUUAAUUCAGCAAAUGCAACGCUACACAUCGAGAAUUCGCACAUCGACAACAUCUACCGCUUUGAAGCAUCCCUGCGUGAGAUUAAGUUCAGCAAUUGCAGCAUUGGCACCAUCAAUAGCGGCUCUUUCGAUGUCAAUACUAUAAAUUUUAUUGCUUUCGUAAAUAGUCGCAUCGAUGUUAUUAAAUCGCGGGCUAUUACCGAAAAGUUGUUUAGCAUGCAUUUGUCCAUCACUGAAAGCGUUAUCGGCUACAUCGAAGGCGAGGCCAUACAUGGCAGCGGCAUAAACGAGCUGAUUUUUCGAAAUAACCAAAUCGAUACCAUUCACGAAAACGCCAUACAUGUAAACGCCAUCAAUGCAACCAUUACCGACAAUCGCAUCAAACAUCUCGGCCAGAAUUGGUUACGCGUCAAGGAGUGGUCUAAUAUUGUAAUUGAGAAAAAUAUUUUCGGUGACUUCGGUGGCAUUAUACUGGAGGAGACAAAGAAACCCGGCAUUUGCCGUUUCGAAAAUAACUCGCUCACAAAACUCAAGCCGGGUGGUUUGAAUAUAACAAAUCGUCAUUGUAUAAUGCGUGAGAUCUCCGUCAAUUCACCGUGUCGCUGCAAUCGAGAUUGGCUGGCCAAUCUGUCCGAUCGCGAUUUGCGCUCCGAAAUCUACUGUACAAUCGAUACGAAAUUGGGUGCUUGCUUCAAUGCUACCACCUUUAAUAUGCUAAAGUACGAGAAUGAAGUGUGCGAUGAGACGAAGACAACUGUUGAUUGUGGCGCUAAUCGCAACCUCAAGAAGGUGGACGGCAAAUUCUUUACACUCGAAGAGCUCGAGCGCCAAGAUUCGCAACUGCUGAUAUAUAUCUACCUCAGUGCAGCCAUAAUUUUGGCUGUCGUCGUUGUCAUUAUACUAGUGCUGGUGUUGCGCUGCCUGUGUCGUCAGAAAAAUGGCAGCGCUGGUGGAAUGAUGUCCUCCAAUCAUCAUCGCCAUGAGUUUACACAAAACGAACGACACAUCAUUGAACGCGCCCUACAACUCAUCCAGAAGCGAUAUCCACACAUUCACGCACGCGUAGAACGUUUAUGCCAGGAGCUGCUGCAAACCAAUCGUACAGAGAAGCAAUGCAUACGAACUGUUACGAAAAUCGAGAAUUUAUUGAGUAAAAUUGAACGCUCGGAAGACCUGAAUGCCUUCUGCAGCGUAUUGGCACAGCACUUGCAACCGCAAACGCAAUCGCUUCAACGUACGCUGGAAGCAGUCUACAGCACGGGUAGCUUCGAGCAAGUGCAACGCGAGAAUUACGAUGGACCUCUGUAUGCGGUGGGCUGUAUAGAUACAUCACACACUGUUGUCAGCAUGGAGGCGGCGAGGAUUGAAAGAGAGCGCGAGCGUGAACGCGAACGCGAAAUAGAACGAGAGCGAGAACGCGUAAAUAACGCAAUGAAUGGUCGCAAUGACGACGCGACCAAUGUGCCCAAUGAACCAUUCUACGAAGAGCUGGGUCAACCAUUGCUGCCUGAUUACGCAUCACCUGCGGAUCGCCGUGAAUAUGCUUCGCCGCUUGAUCAUACGACGGGUCUAGGCACCGAAUUGGAAUAUGCCGAACCUAUUAAUAAUCGAGCCGACUACGCUCAACGCUUGCCACCUUAUGCGCCACCACAUCCACCACCAACAAAACCGUCCAUGAUUAUGCCUACCGCAGCGCCACGCGCACAUCUUCCGCCCACUAAUAAAAAAAAUAAAAAUAAUAAUAAUAACAACAACAACAGCCCACAUCCAUUUUACCUUCUUGCACAUAAAGCAAGUCCGACAUUCGCGUCCAGCAUUGUUGGCGAUAAUAGACCAGCACUGCCGCCAUCAAAUGUCAAACGCAUGGCGCAUGAACUACAAAAUAUGCCAAAUUUUCACCUGCCUAAUGCUGCGCAGCGUACACUUAAUAAACAUUUGGUCGCACCGCCAGUCUACACAGCGCCCGAUGUUAGUCACAAGCGACCAAUGCCUACACCUGCGUCCACUUUUGCACGCCUAGCGACACCCGAAGUGGAUGAGAGUGAAUUUGAUAUGCGCGGGGCUGUUGCAUUGCCACCCGAUACGGGUUCAGAUCAUUCGGGUGGUAGUAAUGAGACUGUGAAGAUCGAUGAUGUUAUAUUGUAUGCCGAUGCAUGAGGAAUGCGGAAUGCGGAAAGGGGGGGUGAAUGAGUUGGAUGGGAAUGAAAUGAUAAGAAAAUGUAUAACUAUCAUCUAUGUAUGCAUACGAGUUGGCAUCCGAAAAGUAUGCUUAAGUGAACUGUAGUAUAUCAAAGAGUGCAAACAUUUUGUGUUUAGUGUCGAUUUACAAAGGUGUUUCCUUAGCAUACUUUCUUGAUUUGUGUUAACUCCUUGCAGUCAGACAAAGCUGUUUAAAUUAGUUGUGAAAAUGCCGUAUGCUUUUUGUUGAAUGUUUUUAUUAAAUGAACCAAUUUUCUGUAGUCACAUAGUAUUAAGAUUACUAGUUUAAGAAAAGCUAAAUGAAUGUAUGGGUAUAUGUGUGUGUACGACUUUAUAGAUUAACGGCGCUAUUCCCACGCCAAUGACUCAUCGCAUGACUAAUGUUUUGACUAUUGCGCCUAAACUUAGGCGACGAAUAUAAAAAUUAGAGAAAUUCUCGAAUUCUUGCAAAGCCCUCGAACGGUGCGCGGAUUGCUAAACUUUGCAAAAUUUCGAGAAUCUCCCUAUUUGACAAUUGUUAUUGAGAGCGCUUGAAAUACAGUUGCGACAUAGUUUUAGGCGCAGUAAUUAAAGCAAUACUCAUGCGAUGAGUUUUGGCAUUGGCGUGUGUAUGGGGCUGAGAGAAUCUAAUCCAAUGCAAAAUAGAAAAGUUCAUGUUUUCAAAACCAAUUUUGAAAUAGAUUUAUGAUUCAAACAAAAAAAAACAUAUUUUUCGCGGCUGAAAGUUAUCAGAAUCCUAAAGUAAUAUAUGUAAUAAUUUUAUAUAAUAAAAUGACUUCACAUUGUAUCUCUGCGCUUUCCUAUGUAUUUGUCAAACGUGGUUUUAUCGCUGAAAUGUGGCAACAGCGAUUUUUAAAGUCACAAUAAACUAUCACAAAAUUUGUUGGCAUAUAUUCCGGUUACUUGACUCUCCUUAAUAUGAUUUGAACGGAUAUUGGUAAGGUGCUUAUUAUAAGUGUACGACACUGGAAUGUUGAAAAGUUUUGAGUAUUUAUUUUUUUACUUUUUAAUUAUACUUAUUUCUUAAUUAAAAUAUAGUUCAUUCUAUAAAUCUGUCUGCAGCUCGCAUGACAAACGAAAAAUUCAUAUAAAAUUACGCACAAGAAAUGGCAAGCAAAGUUUCUGCUACCGAAAUUUCUUCAAUCAAAUCUAAAGCAACAUCACACUAACUUUUCAAGCAACAGAAAUUAUGAAAAAAAAAUUCUUGUUAAUUUUCUUGAGAAUUGCAGACAGCCCUUAUAAGAAAAAUCACAUAAAUCUAUGUUUCAAACUUUGUAAAAUAAAUUAGAAAAAUCAACAAAUUUUAACACUUUUUAUU